CGGAGGAGCUCGCGGGCUCUCGGCGCGCGGCCGGCUGUCAUGGCAACCGCCGCCGGGGGCGUGUGGAGUCGGAGCGGGGGCGUGGUGACGUGGGGUCUCGCGGCGUUGGGCCCGGUCGGGGCGCGCGGCCUGCAGGGUUCGGCGGGGCUCGCGCGCCCUGAGGCCCGGGCGGCCAUGGCGGCCCCGGACGUCGACCUGGGCUCCCUGAGGAAGACCUACCGCGCCGAACGGGAGGCCUUUGAGGAGACCCAUCUCGCCUCCCUGGAUCCCAUAAAGCAGUUUGCCGCCUGGUUCGAGGAGGCCGCAAAGUGCCCCGCCGUGGGAGAGGCCAAUGCCAUGUGCUUGGCCACCAGCACUAGGGCAGGGAAGCCCUCCGCCCGCAUGCUGCUUCUCAAGGGUUUCGGCCAGGACGGCUUCCGCUUCUUCACCAACCUGGAGAGCCGCAAAGGGAGAGAGCUGGACUCUAACCCCUUUGCCUCCCUGGUCUUCUACUGGGAGCCGCUCAACCGGCAGGUGCGCGUGGAGGGCCGGGUGCGGCGGCUGCCGGAAGACGAGGCUGAGCGCUACUUCCGCUCGCGCCCCAAGAGCAGUCAGAUCGGCGCCGUGGUCAGCCGCCAGAGCUCCGUCAUCCCCGACCGGGAGUACUUGAGGGGGAGGAACGCGGAGCUGGAGACGCUGUACCAGGGGCGCGAGGUGCCCAAGCCCGACUACUGGGGUGGCUACAUCCUGAGCCCCGAGGUGGUGGAGUUCUGGCAGGGGCAGACCAACCGCCUCCACGACCGCGUCGUCUUCCGGCGCCUGCAGCCCGGGGAGAAGGCCCCAGGGCCUCUGACCCGGCGCGGGGAGGAGGACUGGGUCUACGAGAGGCUCGCCCCCUGACCGCCCCACCCGGAGCCGGCACCGUUGGCCCCGCCACGGGGCGCGAGAGGAGAGAUGCGCAGAGCGGCCCUGCCCUCCCCCGGGGCCCACCCCCGCCGUCCAGCUGAUCCACUCAGUGCCCUGCCUGGGUGGGGGAAGGGAGGAGGCGGGGUGGGCCGGGGGUGUCUCUGCUCCAAUUGAGCCCCUCUACCCCCCAACCCUCUCCCCUCUUCCGAGUUUCGCCCUCGUGAAAUCGGGGGGGUGGGCCGUCACCUUGAAGUGGUGUGACCCGACCCCAUGGCGGUGUUGUGUAUAUGUAUGUGGGGACGUGUGCAAAUACGUGGGCUUGUGUGCGCAUGUGGGCGGGUGUGUGCACCUUUGUGUGAGAGCAGUGGGCACGUGCACGUGAGUGUAUAUGUCUAUUCAGCCCCCCCCCCCCCCCCCCCCCGCCUUCCCAAAGCCGGAGGAACUCCUCGCUUUCUGUCACCUGCUGAGCCACGGGCUGGGCUCCGUACAGGCUCAAAAAUAAAUGUUCCCAGCCCCUGA
This is a messenger RNA of Ornithorhynchus anatinus (platypus), 1404 nucleotides long. It is a transcript of the gene PNPO, whose product is annotated as pyridoxamine 5'-phosphate oxidase. Lineage: Eukaryota; Metazoa; Chordata; Mammalia; Monotremata; Ornithorhynchidae. The coding region runs from base 40 to 879 and encodes 279 amino acids. Gene Ontology annotation, molecular function: FMN binding; pyridoxamine phosphate oxidase activity. The transcript has 7 exons. Gene Ontology annotation, biological process: pyridoxine biosynthetic process; pyridoxal 5'-phosphate biosynthetic process. The record is from RefSeq and is a predicted model, not a curated record.